AGUGAGCUGUGGGCGUAGUCAGCAGUUAGCAGUCAGCAUGCUGCCAAGUGACAGAAGCUCCAAACAACCAGCUUCAAACGCCACUCAUUCAACAGCAGCCUAAAGAGCGAGCAAUGUCCAGGCAGCCGACAUGUCCAUAUCGGAAAGGAAUACGCCCAGCCAUGGGGCACCCAGCAGCAUGGCAACGCCCUCGCAUCGCCAGCAUCAUCGGCCACCGGACGUUGAGGAGGCGCUCUCCUCAAUGCUCUGGACGCCCUAUGAGCGCACCACGCCCACGGCCAGCUCCUCGGAUGAGGACGAUGACGAUGAGCGGCUCAAUCGCAAGUUGCGCAAAUCGCAAAGCAACUACGAGACCAGCCGGAGCACUGCCCUAAGUCAGCUAUUGCCACCACUUCCAUUGGAAACACCGCCAGCAGCUGCUGCUGCAUCAGCAGUAGUAGCAGCAGCAGCAGCAUCAGCUCUUCCCGUGCCUUUUCCCAAUUUUAGUUUAAGCGGCGGAUGCGCCUUCGAGGCAGCCAAGACGAGUCGAGCUGGCGGCCAUCGGAAUCGCUACUCGUAUCCAUCCUACUACGGCAGUCCGGCGCACACACUCACCCAAUGGUGUUCCUCGGCGGCCACGGCCAUCAAGGAGCCGCCCUCGUAUGAAUCCCUCUACGAGGCCAGCGUCUCCAGUGUGGGCGCGGCCAGGGCGAGCUUGGCUCGCGUCCAGCCGAACAAUCUACAAUGUGAUAGAUCGCAACGAUCCCGAGCAGCAGCAGCAGCAACCACUACAACUGAAAAAAAUGAUGACGAUGAUGAUAAAGAUGAUGAUGAUGAUCAACUAACGGCAAAUGUUCCCGCUGAGCGUUUGGUGCGCUCCUUCACCGAUGACUACAUAUCGCAGAACUGCGCAUUAUACAAUCCAGCAAUAAACGACACACAAAAAGUAACGGCAACAACACAAAGGCCAACAACGACGAAUGCAAGAUCACAACAAAGUGCAGAAAAUCAAAACGACAGCCGAGCGAAUUGCAUUAUCAAUGAAAACAGCGACAACAAUGUUGACGAUGAACAAGAAAUUGCAACAACUACAACAACAACUGGAAACGAGGAAACAGGCGCUGCCUCGGUUGCCGUCUCUGCUGUUGCAGUGCAGGUCAAUCAACCUGUUUCCUGUGCUGCAGUCAAAGCAACAGCAGCGCUCAAUCGCACUCUCAGUCUCAGUCAAAGCCUCAGUCGCAGUCGCAGCCGCAGUCGCAGUCACUGUGUCAGCGACAACGAGCAGGCAGGCAGCACAACAACAGCUGCUGAGAGUGGAAACAUAACAGCGAAUGAGAGAGCAAGCACAACAGCAACUGAGAGAGCAAGCACAACAGCAGCUGAGAGAGUGACGCUGUUGGCCAGCGCUGGUGAGCGGUGCUCAACAACGAUCAGUCUCUCGAGUUCGUUCGGCGCGUGCACAACAGAUGCGUACAACACCGGCAGCAACGGUGGUUAUUGCAGUUACAACAACACAUUAUCUUCGUGGUUGUCGCGGGGGCGCUACAACAACAACAGCAACAGCAAUACGUCGAGCAGCGACAACGCUAGCAGCAGCGACGCGCUGCGGCCCAACAAAUGUUUGGCAGAACUCGAACGUUUGUAUGCCGAAUUUCGCGCGAGUGAAAGUCUCUUUGAGCAUCGCUUGAGUCAGUCGCAAAUUGAUAGCGAUAACGAUAACGAUAGCGAUAUCGAUAUCGAAACGACGAUGCGUUUGAAUGUGGCUGCUGAGUUGCCGCCUGCAGGAACAGGAACAGCGACUGCAACGGCAGCAACACAAACUGCAAAUGGCCACAGCAGCGUGUUUCUUAAAGCCAGCGACUGCAAUGACAGUGACAACAACAAUCAGGCCAAAAUAGCAGUUAGCAGCAUUGCAAUAACGCCCGCAGCAACAAAGUCCUGUCAAAGGCAGCCAAGUCUAACGAUACAAGUGAACAACGGCAGCAGCAACAACAACAACGGCAACAAUUGUGUCGCGUCGCCCACAAGCACAACAGUUGCAACAGCAACGCAAGAGCCAAGUAUUCUCAACAAUAACGGCGUUUGUGUUGUAAACUGUAAUUACAGCAACAACAACCAUAACAACAACAACAGCAGCAUUGUUGCUAUUAAUAAUUGUGCGCCAGCGUCGAAAGUGUUUAGUGCAAGUGUCCAAAAUAAGCUCAAUAAUAAUGCCCAUGUGGAUGUGCAACAUGUUGCUGCCACCGACAGUGGCAGUGGCAGCAGUGUCAGUGUCAGCGCCAGUGCAAAUUCGAAUUCGAAUGCGAGUAAUCUAAAUAAUAAUAAUGCAAAUGCAAAUGCUAAUACCAAUGGCAAUGAUAAGAGCAAUGUGAAUGUGAAUGUGUCCAGUGCUAAUAACAGUGUCAAAGUAAUCAAUGUUAAUGCAACGCCUCCACGCACUUUCACCUCAACCGAAUGCCAAACCGAUGAUCUUACUAACAACAACAACAACAACGACGACGACAGCAGCAACAUCAACAACAACAACAGCAAUUCCCCACAGCAACAGCAACAAUUGCAGCAGCAACAGCUGCGCACACGCGAGCAACGUCGUCGAGAGCGUCGCGAGCGGCGGCAGCAGCAACAACAACAGCAGCAACAAUUGGCACCGCAGCAUCCGCGACGAUUGCAUGUGGAGCGCCAUUCGCCGCCGUUGCAUCCACCACCUCCCCACUUGCAUCAUCCGCAUCCCCAUCCACAUCCACAUGCACAUCAGCAUCCCCAUCCCCUUCCGCAUCCGCAUCCGCAUCCUCAUCCGGCGGCAUUGGGAUUGGCGCGUGCUCUGUUGCCCGACAUUCUGCACAGCCAUUAUCCGCCGCCGUACAGCGCGUUGCCGGGUGGGGGGCCACCCCCUUUGCCACCCCCGCCGCAGGUGGCUGCCCCGCUGCCACCGCCGCCUCCGCCACAAGCGCCAGUGCCAAUGCUAACGCCAGUGAUAUCGACGGUUCCGCUCCCGGGCGCCGCUCCGCUGAUGAGUGAUGGACGCUUCACGUUGCCGCUGCCCAUCAUGCGCAGAUCCCCCUCGGAGCGUUCCGGAAAAGGCUGUUGUGGCCAAUGGUUUGCUGGACCGCCGCUGCGCGCCCUCAUUGCUGUUGUCGCACUGGGGGGCGUGGCCUGUGCCCUCGGUGGCGCAGCGUUGGGCGCCACGGGCUUGGCUGGACCCCCAAAUUCGCAUCUGACGGCGGCCCUUUUGAUGAUUGGCGUUGGCGUUGUGCUGGUCACUGUGAGCGGUGCCGCUUGGCGGAUGACAGCACCCGGUGGCCAAAGCUGCCUCGGACUCGGCACCAGCGUCGAUUUGGCCCGCUGCGGACGUCGACCUUGCACCCGAGGCGGAGGUGCACCGCACGGCCUGCUCUAUCCGGAGUUCCAGCAUCGCCCACCGCCUCCCUCCUACCAGGCCAGCAUGCAGGAGUAUCGUCUGAGACUUUUGCUUUUGGACCGCGAUCGGCAGAAUGGAGUUGUGCGUGGCAACUCGCCACCGCCCACAUAUCGAUCUCAUGCCGGCAGCCUGCUGAGGGCACCGUUGACCACAUUGCGGUCCGGAAUUGGCAAUGGAGGUGGCACCAUCAGCAGCAGCAUGGGCGGCUCAGAGUACAGUCUGCCGCCUAGUUAUCGGUCUCGCAAUGCCACGCCCGCCUCUCUUACGCUAAGCAGUGAACGGACCAUAGAGACGGCACCUUCGGGCCGACUGCUGGCCAACGAGGACUUGCCGGAGCCAUCCGCCGUGGCGGAGCAAUUGCCCGACUACAGUGCGCUGCAGUCGAAUACAUUGCUCACCUCGGCCAUUGUCGAAAUCGAGUCGAGGAAUCGCAGCCAAAGCCACGAAAGCCAGCAAAACGCAGCCAAAAGUCCAACGACAACAACAACAACAACCACGACAAAGGCCAAAGACCUGGUGACUAUUGUGACGAUAUCGCAGGCCAACAGCGAAAACGUGCAGUCAGGUGGAAGGACGCAGGCUCAAUUACCUGGGCAGGCCAGCAGUGCACUCGAUCAAAUCGAUAUAUUGGCCCAUUUGUAGCCCUGCUGUGUGCUUCGAGAAACCCGAAGCUGAAAUCAAGUGGAAAACAUGGCACACAAUGUGAAAAGUCUCUCAGCAGUUUUCCAGUGUCCAUUUUUCUUCUGCAUUUCGAAUAUCAUUUUUUUUUGAUUGUUUGUUUGUUACUCUUAAAAACACACUCGUUAACCCAAAGGUAUUUAUUUGUACGAUACGAAAAACUAAAAAAAACUCUGCUCCUAAUUGAACAUAUAUAUAGUAUAUAUACUUACAAAAUAUAUCUAGAUAUAAAAUUCUGUAUCUAUUAAUAAGCGGCAUUUAGAUAGUAAGAUAUGUUUGUUGUACUUGAAUGUGUUGAAUUUAUUUUUGUAAGCAUAAGAAAUGCGCUACGUAUCUAUACUACGAACUAUCAUUAACAUACGAGUAUUAAAAUAUUCCAAAAACCAAAAAAAAAAAGAAAAUGAAGAGAAAAGGAAAAUGAUAAGACAGAAGGAAACGAAAAGAUGAAAACACAGAAAACCCCAGGAAUUCUGAUAUGUAAAUAACAAUUUCGAGUGCAUUUCUAAGCAUGCGUUAAGUGUAGUUUUUCCCCCAACUCCUCAAAACCCAAAACGAACCCAAAUCACGCAUAUAUAGUACGCACAUCUGGCUGCUGCUAUAUAUGUCUAGCUAUAAAGAAAACUCUGUGUAAAUUCGCAACGGAACGCUACGGUGACAAAUUUUGCGCGCAUUUUCGAAUAACGAAUCAAACGGAAACUGAAACUGAUUUCUGAAUGCGUUUCAAACAAAAUAAAUGAAUAGUUAAACAAAUGUAGAAAGAACAAAAUAAAAUAAUUUAAAAAACACAAAAAAAAAAAACAAAACAAAAACAAUACUUUUCCGGUUUCCGCUCUUGCGUCAAUUCCAUCGAAAUAUGCAAAGCCUUUUGGUUCGUUGAGCUACUUGAUUUUUGAAUUUCUGCAAUUCCAAGCUUUUGAUUUCCUAUACUUUAUUUUGUGCGCCAAUUGAUGCGAAAGUGGAAACCGGAAUGGUCUUGUGAUUAUUGAAACUAAUUACGAAUAAAUUGUAGCUGCUAGCGCAAUAUGAAAAUUGCGUGUGUUAUCAUUAUGAAAUACUGAUACAAAUACAGAUCGUGCAUAAGUACAAUACAGAAUUAAAAAAUAUAUAGAUAUAUACAUAAAUAUAUAUAGAAUUACUUAAACUAACUUAAAGUCCUCUGUGUAAUGUGCAAGGCUAAAUAAACUAAAAGCAAACAUCUGCAAAAAUGUAAUGUUGAAAAAUGCCACAAAAACCGCAAAUUGUUUUUUCUUUCCGCCUGCCAGCGUUCAACAGCAACGAAAGGGCGUAACCUCCUUUCACACCCAUACCCAAACACACACACUCACACUCACACUCUCACACACGCAUUCACAUAGUCGUAUAUCCUGCUUAAUCUAGCGUAAAUUUGUAUUGGCCGAAAGGCCUUGGCAGUUGGAGGCACAGUAAGUGGUCCAGCGAUUAACACCCCCGGCACCGCAAAAAUGUGGAGCGAACACAAAAAUUGACACCUUAUUCCAUUGGCCAGCAAAACUCGGAGGCGAAGUUGAUGGAGGAGCCCGAAUCCGAAUGUGGGGAAAAAUGGCAUGAAAAGUGCCUGCGUCGAACAGUUUGUAUAUCGCCAAACGAAAAAUGCCAAAUGAAAACAACAAAAAUUGGUUGAGCAUGAAAUUGCUGCUGGGCUGUCGAACUGCUGCGUUUGUAUUUGUAUGUGUGCGAUGUGUGUUUGUGUGUGUGUGUGUGUGUAUGUUGUGUGCCUUUAGUAGUAAAGCAAAAGCUGUUGCAUACUUUUCGGCUGUCAACGAAAUACGUGAGGGCAGCUAACCGGAAGCCUCAAACGAUUAUGACAUUAUGUUCCCCACAUCUAGUACACAAUGCCACAAGAACACUGGGACACAAGAACUCUCGCAUUGUGUGAGUUAUUUGCAAAAGAAUAACAGCGUCAAAAAUAGAGGAACUUUGAGGGAAAGGAUUUGACGGCAUAAUAAAAGCAAACAGCUGUUAUGAAGGACCUCAAUUUUAAGUGGUUUAUUUAAUUAAAUGGAGAAACAUUGGCAAUUUGAUGUCAUUAUUUUCAGAGAUUGCUAUUAAAGAACAAUACCCUCUCUAAUUAGAAAACACUCGAUUAAACGCGAAAAAGAUUUCGAAAUUUUAUUGAUCUGUUGAUUUGGAGCAAAUUACAAUCAAUUACAGAUGUCUCUCAAUAAGGUUUACAACAUAAAAUUUAAAGUAUAAUUUAAAUUUAAUUUGUAGCUUAAUAAAUUACGAUCGCAACGAAUUGAUAUUGAUUGAAUUUGACAAAUUAAUAAAGCAUAUUUUUCACAAUUUCUACUGCUGACAAUCCGAUUUCCUUAGAAAUGACUACGUUCCGAUUAGAUGCGGAUGCCGAUGCGAAUGCGGAUUCGAAUUCGAAUUUCGAACUCAGUUUCGAUUGAUGGUGUGCAAUUUAGGCGAUUUGAAAUCCUUUCGCGCGGUUUGUUAGUUGGUUUGUCAACAGCAUCGGCUUUUUUCUUUUCACUUCAACUAAAUAA
Molecule: messenger RNA, 6582 nt
Organism: Drosophila sulfurigaster albostrigata
Lineage: Eukaryota; Metazoa; Arthropoda; Insecta; Diptera; Drosophilidae
Product: bromodomain-containing protein DDB_G0280777
Exons: 6
Coding region: 131-4039 (1302 amino acids)
Source: RefSeq, a predicted model, not a curated record